Molecule: messenger RNA, 393 nt
Organism: Setaria italica (foxtail millet)
Lineage: Eukaryota; Viridiplantae; Streptophyta; Magnoliopsida; Poales; Poaceae
Exons: 2
Coding region: 1-393 (130 amino acids)
Source: RefSeq, a predicted model, not a curated record
AUGGAUGGGGGCAGCGGCCUCAACCUCCUCUACGCCGAGACUCUCGACGCUAUGGGGAUCGACCGCUCCCGCCUCCGUCCCAGCAAGGCACCUUUCCAUGGCGUCGUGCCAGGGAAGCAGGCGACGCCUCUCGGGCAAAUCGACCUGCCCGUUACGUUCGGGACCCCUUCCAACUACAGGAAGGAGGUCCUCACCUUCGAGGUGGUGGGGUUUCGCGGAACCUACCAUGCCAUCUUAGGACGGCCGUGCUACGCGAAGUUCAUGGCAAUCCCCAACUACACCUACCUCAAGCUCAAGCUGCCGGGGCCCAACAGGGUCAUCACCGUUGGCACGACUUUUCAGAAGGCAUACGAGUGUGACGUCGAGUGUUGCGAGUACGCCGCGGUGAAGUAA